This is a messenger RNA of Bursaphelenchus okinawaensis, 1648 nucleotides long. NCBI's taxonomy places the organism in Eukaryota, Metazoa, Nematoda, Chromadorea, Rhabditida, Aphelenchoididae. The record is from the annotation of a GenBank genome assembly.
AUGAGAGCCCUGGACGACUACUACGAGAAGAACUACCCCGAGUUUGUCGCUCUCCGUACCAAGUGUAAGGAAAUUCUCCAGGAGGAAGAAGAUUUGUCCGAAAUCGUACAACUGGUCGGUAAAGCGUCGUUGGCCGAGUCCGACAAGAUCACGUUGGAAGUGGCCAAACUGAUCAAGGAUGAUUUCCUGCAACAGAACGGUUACACCCCGUACGACAGGUUCUGCCCCUUCUACAAGACUGUCGGCAUGCUCAAGAACAUGUAGGUUUAUGUUUUUGGAGUCUGGAAAAAAUGGCUUAAGGUUGAAAAUGAAAUUUGAUAUUUUAGGCUUAGAAUGUCAACGGAAAUUGGUGUUUUUAGGCUUAAAUUAUCACAAAAAUUCUAUUUUUAGGCCUAAUUUUUAGUUUGCUUUAGUUUUUACUCGAUAUUGCUUUAAAAAUGACUGUCAAUGCCUAGUACAGGGUGCGUAAAAAGUUUUGUUGCAGAUGAUAUUGUAGUACAAAAAAAAAUUUUUUUUGGUCUUUAAUUUUGACUCUAAGCUAUUAGAGGCAACUAUAAUAUCGAAUAAUGUUUAGGGUCUCCUUCUACGACUUGGCCCGUCACGCCGUCGAAUCCACCGCUCAAUCCGACAACAAAAUCACAUGGAACACCAUCCGUGACCACAUGGGCGACCUCAUGUACCAGUUGUCUUCUAUGAAGUUCAAGGUAAGGUUACUGUAAUGUAAAGAGGAAUUCAAUAGCUUUAUGUUACUAUAUGAUACAAUGCGGGUGUAAGAUUUUGGGAGGGGUAAAUUUCUUUGGGGGUGGAUAAAAUUUUUUUUGAUUUUUGAAAAAUCAAUCGAAUGACAACGUGAAAAUUUCAGUUUGAAAAACAAAUUGUAGGCUCUUUUAUUACCACCACCCCCUUCCCCCCUCUCCCCCCUCCUGUGGGAACUGCAAAAUUUAAAAUUUUUUUCAAUAUAACAACAGGUGUUGUCAUGAAAAAAUCAUUACAUAUUGCACUCGCAAAAACAGUACGGUAUCAGAUUACAGUACGAAUCCAAAUUUGUACUCGAAUCUUACCCGGAUUCUAAAGCUUAAUUUAAAUUAAGAAUCGCGUCUCAAAAGGGUGAAAAUGCAGGAUUAUAUUGGGGUAAAUCAAAGAUUGCUUCUGUUGCAUGAUAUUUUAAGCACAAAUAAUAGUGGAUUAGGCGCAUUAAAGGAACGGAUUUCGCCCAAAAAUGUGAUUUUUGAAUAAUACCGUAAAAUGACAUUUUUGGGCUCAUUUACUGUUUUAUGUGUACAGUAGAGUGAAAAUGAAUGUUUUGGGAAAGUGGAAAGAAAGUUUUUGCGGUUUUAUAUUUUGUAAAGAAAGUUUUCGCAAUUUUAUGCUGUGGAAAGAAAGUUUUUGCGGUUUUAUAUUUUGUAAAGAAAGUUUUCGCAAUUUUAUGCUGUGGAAAGAAAGUUCUUGCCUUUUUAAGUUAUGUAAAGAAAGUUCUUGUCAUUAUAUCCUUUGUAAACAAAGUUCUGUCAAAAAUCUUCAAAUCACAUAAAUAAUGCCAAUUUCGUUGCAGGACCCAGUGAAAGACGGCGAAGACAAGAUCAAGAAGGAGUACGACGAGCUUCUGGAGCAGAUGCAGACCUCGUUCCGUAACUUGGAAGACUCGUAG